Chara braunii is the source of this 3403-nucleotide messenger RNA. The record is from the annotation of a GenBank genome assembly. NCBI's taxonomy places the organism in Eukaryota, Viridiplantae, Streptophyta, Charophyceae, Charales, Characeae.
UUCAGGCGGCAACAACAUCAUGCGAGUGUGUGUGCGGGACGCGUGUCGGAGACGGUUGUACGGUCUCUGCGAAGCUAUGGCCGAUCUCGGUGACCAUCGUGGACCGGUCAGCGACGUUAUUGAUCGGCUGCUGUACUGGUCCUUGCCAACCAUCCGAGCGGAGUUUGGAGACGAGGUGGGAGAUGUGAUUUCUUCUUCGUUGCCAUCUCGGGUGUGCGGUCGAGAUUUCACGUUGCGUUAUAUGCCAGGCGAUUCCGGUGUUGAUUACGGUCAGGGGGGUUCACAAGGUUCAGCGAGCGGAGGGUUGGGUGAGUCUCAUGACGGAUCGCAGAACUCGUUCCCGUCAUCGCGUCGUGCAUCGCAUCGCAGUGACAGAGGGCGCGGCAGACCCCGCAGCGUGGGUCGCUGCACACCGACACCUGCCCUGCCGCAGACGUGGUGGGAUGGUUGGGACGGUGUUGAUCAGUGCGGUCCUGGCCCUGAAAUUGACCGUGCCAGUGUUGAGGAGGCGAUGGGUAGAUGGAGUGGACCAACGGCGCCGGAUGUUGUGUUUCUAGAGCCGGUUAAGCUUCUUCAAUUGCUGGCCAUGUUUCAUCUAUAUUGCCCGUGGCACAAGGGCUCGUGCCGUGUGUCUGUGGAGUCCGUCUCCUAUCUUGCGCAGCUCUGUAAGCUGACGUUCACAUGCGACAAGAAAUGCAAAUGGACGUGGCACACGACACUCGUGACCACGAAUGUCUAUCAGUCGCGACUGAUGCAGCAACUCUUUCAUGCCACGGUCACCGCCGGCCUUACGUUCACGCUCCUUGACAACUUUUGUGUUUGUUUAGGGAUGUACUCGGUGCACAAACCCACAUUCUACAAGUUUAUGCGCACAGAACUGGGGGGGGCGGAGGGGUGGAAUGCCAAGGUCGUACGGCAGGGCAUAAAAUAUUGCGAGUUUGUCAUUGACACUGUGAUGCGUCGUGGUGAGCCAGUGACAUUGAUGGUUGAUGGUCGAUAUGACUCUGCCAGAGGCGCGCAGCAUUGCACUGUCACCACGAUGGAGUACAAGACUCAACUUGUUGUAGGUGUUCACACUCUCCGUCCGAAGAUUGAAGGCAAGGCAUCGAAUGCGCUGGAGGUGCCAGCCGUCGUGCAACUUUUGCGAGGGCUGAUGGACAAGGGGUUGAAGAUCCGGUGCGUUGUCUCGGAUAAUUGUGCGGCGCUGAGACCAAAGUUGCGAGCUAUGAACAUCAAGUGGCAGAAGGAUUGCCACCACAAAAUAAAAAACAUUCGAAAGCACUUCCACAAUAUGCUGCAACUAAAGGAAGCGAAGAAAGUGAGCAGCCCGCACGAUUGUGUAUCAGAGGCGCAGUUCAUGCAGUUCACGAAGAAGCGGCUAAAGGAGGCGUUGGAGCAGCGUUUUGGACCUGACGUCCUCACACCUGCUGAGGAGCGCCUGAAGAAAUCGGACUUCGUCGCUGUCGUCAUGCGAAAGAUAUACCCCUACGGAUCGAGGUUGAAUGCUCGAGCAUUGGAGACUGAUCCAGACGGUUUAACAGAGUAUCAUGCGCAUGAGGUUGGGAUGUGGUUCCUCCGCGCUUGCCAGCUAUGCAUGGAGGAGGGCGGGGACGCCGACAGUCUACACCGCGACAUCAUGUUGGUCGCCGAUCAUUGGGCUGGUGAUCAUUCGGGAUGUGUGGACGGUAGGGAGGUUUUGUGCGAGAAGGCCGGUUGGGACGGUGUUGAUCAGUGCGGUCCUGGCCCUGAAAUUGACCGUGCCAGUGUUGAGGAGGCGAUGGGUAGAUGGAGUGGACCAACGGCGCCGGAUGUUGUGUUUCUAGAGCCGGUUAAGCUUCUUCAAUUGCUGGCCAUGUUUCAUCUAUAUUGCCCGUGGCACAAGGGCUCGUGCCGUGUGUCUGUGGAGUCCGUCUCCUAUCUUGCGCAGCUCUGUAAGCUGACGUUCACAUGCGACAAGAAAUGCAAAUGGACGUGGCACACGACACUCGUGACCACGAAUGUCUAUCAGUCGCGACUGAUGCAGCAACUCUUUCAUGCCACGGUCACCGCCGGCCUUACGUUCACGCUCCUUGACAACUUUUGUGUUUGUUUAGGGAUGUACUCGGUGCACAAACCCACAUUCUACAAGUUUAUGCGCACAGAACUGGGGGGGGCGGAGGGGUGGAAUGCCAAGGUCGUACGGCAGGGCAUAAAAUAUUGCGAGUUUGUCAUUGACACUGUGAUGCGUCGUGGUGAGCCAGUGACAUUGAUGGUUGAUGGUCGAUAUGACUCUGCCAGAGGCGCGCAGCAUUGCACUGUCACCACGAUGGAGUACAAGACUCAACUUGUUGUAGGUGUUCACACUCUCCGUCCGAAGAUUGAAGGCAAGGCAUCGAAUGCGCUGGAGGUGCCAGCCGUCGUGCAACUUUUGCGAGGGCUGAUGGACAAGGGGUUGAAGAUCCGGUGCGUUGUCUCGGAUAAUUGUGCGGCGCUGAGACCAAAGUUGCGAGCUAUGAACAUCAAGUGGCAGAAGGAUUGCCACCACAAAAUAAAAAACAUUCGAAAGCACUUCCACAAUAUGCUGCAACUAAAGGAAGCGAAGAAAGUGAGCAGCCCGCACGAUUGUGUAUCAGAGGCGCAGUUCAUGCAGUUCACGAAGAAGCGGCUAAAGGAGGCGUUGGAGCAGCGUUUUGGACCUGACGUCCUCACACCUGCUGAGGAGCGSCUGAAGAAAUCGGACUUCGUCGCUGUCGUCAUGCGAAAGAUAUACCCCUACGGAUCGAGGUUGAAUGCUCGAGCAUUGGAGACUGAUCCAGACGGUUUAACAGAGUAUCAUGCGCAUGAGGGCACCAUCAUUAUCUAUGCGAAGAAGUCGGUGCAUUUCGAGAAGUCUUUCUGUGCACGUUUGUCGAUCGCAGUGAUUCGGUGGAACAGUCACUGCUGGCGCGACCUGGUCGGGUAUGUUGCUCGCAUUGCUGCGGGCACUUCCAUACGUGCGAGACCAGGCUUCCGUCGACACUACGGUCACGAGGCGAUCGACUGUUGGGAGGACAGAUUGGCGGCGUCAGUGUUCGGUUCAACUCAUGUUUCAGACUGGGCUCGAGAGCUUCUGCGGCAGGAGGUUUGUCCUUAUGGAGCCGGGCCAUUGCCGUAUGAUUUGUUCGUCAACGGUGGGGGCGACCCAAUGGAAGUCGUUGAUGAUGCUGCCUCAGAUUCCGACCAUGAGGCAGUGGGGGAGAACCGUGUUUUCAUCAUCGGGCACGUGGAGGACGAUGUGGUGCCUGCAUGCGAUGAUUGGGUCCAGACAUCGAGCUCCGAAUCUGAGGGUGACGAUAUAGAGUUGUUCAGCGUUUAACUGGUUGAAUGGCUUUAUCGUUGACCUGACAUCGGUCUGGUGAUCCGAAUUUCAUUGAGCAUGGCGUUG